Molecule: messenger RNA, 705 nt
Organism: Aegilops tauschii subsp. strangulata
Lineage: Eukaryota; Viridiplantae; Streptophyta; Magnoliopsida; Poales; Poaceae
Product: histone H2A-like
Cellular component (GO): nucleosome
Molecular function (GO): structural constituent of chromatin; protein heterodimerization activity; DNA binding
Source: RefSeq, a predicted model, not a curated record
GCAAAUCUCGUCUCCUUGGCCACCAACGCACUCGCAAUCAGCAGUCAAGCAAUCCCCACUCACAUCUCUCCACUUCCCGAAUCCUUUGUCCAGCUCGCCAUGGACGCCUCAGCCACCGUAGCCACCGGGAAGGGGAAGAAGGGCGUGGCCGGGCGCAAGGCGGGCGGCCCCAGGAAGAAGUCCGUGUCGCGGUCCGUCAAGGCCGGGCUCCAGUUCCCCGUCAGCCGCAUCGGGCGCUUCCUCAAGAAGGGCCGCUACGCGCAGCGCGUCGGCUCCGGCGCCCCCGUCUACCUCGCGGCCGUCCUCGAGUACCUCGCCGCCGAGCUGCUGGAGCUCGCGGGCAACGCCGCCAAGGACAACAAGAAGAGCCGGAUCAUCCCCCGCCACCUGCUGCUCGCCAUCAGGAACGACGAGGAGCUCGGCAAGCUGCUCGCCGGCAUCACCAUCGCGCACGGCGGCGUGAUUCCCAACAUCAACCCGGUGCUGCUCCCCAAGAAGACGGCCGAGAAGUCCCCCAAGGAGCCCAAGUCGCCCAAGAAGACCGCCAAGUCCCCCAAGAAGGCUUAGGUUCCUUGCGUAGUUAGGCUGUAGCUGGGGUGUAUGGAUGGGUGUGCUUGAGGAUACUUCAGUUCGAAGUAGACUGUUCUUGCUUUGUCGUUGUAUUUUCUGACCGUGAUUUCAAUGAAACAAUAAGUUGCUUUGAUA